Molecule: messenger RNA, 657 nt
Organism: Sipha flava (yellow sugarcane aphid)
Lineage: Eukaryota; Metazoa; Arthropoda; Insecta; Hemiptera; Aphididae
Product: histone H3.3
Exons: 3
Coding region: 160-570 (136 amino acids)
Cellular component (GO): nucleosome
Molecular function (GO): DNA binding; structural constituent of chromatin; protein heterodimerization activity
Source: RefSeq, a predicted model, not a curated record
CACAACCAAACAAACCGUCGCCAUUGUGUAAUUCUGUUAGUCUGUUGGCUGUGCAUUGUUUUGAUUCUGUCCUGACUCCAGUGACGUUAUCCAGAAAAUUGACGUUUUCGUUCAAUAAAUAUCUAACAAUUCGUUCAUCAUAUAUAAUAAAAGUUAAUUAUGGCUCGUACUAAGCAAACUGCACGUAAAUCCACCGGAGGAAAGGCUCCCCGUAAACAAUUGGCAACUAAAGCCGCACGUAAAAGUGCACCAUCAACUGGAGGAGUAAAGAAACCCCAUCGUUAUCGUCCAGGUACUGUGGCUCUUCGUGAAAUUCGUCGUUAUCAAAAAUCUACUGAAUUGUUGAUCCGUAAAUUACCAUUUCAACGUUUGGUAAGAGAAAUUGCACAAGAUUUCAAGACAGAUUUACGUUUCCAGAGUGCUGCCAUUGGAGCUUUGCAGGAGGCCAGUGAAGCAUACUUGGUUGGUUUGUUUGAAGAUACUAACUUGUGCGCUAUCCAUGCAAAACGUGUCACCAUUAUGCCUAAGGAUAUUCAGUUAGCUAGACGCAUCCGUGGUGAACGAGCUUAAUUCGUCCCUCUACAUUCCUCUCAAUUGUAAUUUUUUUUUUUUUUUUUCAUUUGACAUUUAUCUGGGUUAUUUAUCUUUAUACAUCAA